UCAGACCCCAUCUUGUUCAGACUGACCUGGAAUCGAUAAUCAUACAGGGCUAAGUGCAGUAGAUGGACUACUGAAUUGCAGUGAGUCACAAUCCAAGAAUAUACAAAUAAUGUAUGAGAUUUUGCCUUGUUUUAUCUAUUGCCUGCAGUACCCAAUAUCUAGACAACCUAGACCGAAGAAGAAGAAAUAUAUCUUUGCUUACACACUCCCAUCUUGACAACUUCGCUCUUCCCGAGACUGUAAAUCUUUACUGUUACCAUCCCCAGCACUUUGCCUCAUCCUUUCCUCCAUAUCUUCCCGAUCCGCAGCUUGCAUCCUCUUCAUUGCCGCUUCUCCCAGUUCCGCAAAGGUUUUACCGCACAUGCACCAAGUCUUCAUAUUUGGCGGGGAGGAAAUGAUGGAGUCGAUAUUGUCGGUUGAACGAUGACAUUUUUCAUAGGUUGGUAAAGAAAGGGCGUCAGACAGACAGUGACACUAUAAAAAGUUGUUAUAAGCCCGUAAUGUUUUUCAUCCAAAUCAGAGAGGGCAAAUUGUGGCUUACGCUCGGCAGAUGGAUCGGCACUCGGACACUCAUCAUUCGAAGUUCUCCGGGUCCCUUGAUCCUCUCCCCCUUGACUGAUUCGCCAUGGAUAGAAUAGUAUAUCUUCAAUAACAACUCAUGUGUCACUCUUAUAGGUGUUAUCGUUCUAUCAUUGCCCACGAACCUCAUUAGCUUCUUGGUACGCAACAUCCAUCAGACACUUCAACUUACCCGUCAUGAGUUGAUGGCCGGAUUUUGUCAUGGUUCGGUAUCCUAGCUACGGCUCUUACACUCCAUCCGUGGUCCUGUCCAUCCAAACCCCCAUGUCCGCCGGCUAGAUAACCUCUCCAAAGAGAUUCGCACUCCGGCCCUGGGUAUUUUUCUCCCGCCUUGUGCUGGCGUCCGAUUUGAUAUAAGACGUGGUGCGUUGCAGCUUCGGGUAAAUGGGGAUGUUGGUUAGGAGUGCGUGGGGAAGUGAAAGUGUAUGUCUGAGAAAGGACGAGACGGAGGAGGAAAAUGGUAGUUGAUGGAGUAGGUGUGGGAAUGUUCAUUGAAAGAAGGAUGACGGAGGAAAUGGACAACUGGUGGAAGGAAAAAAGUCAGCCAGGGGCGGAUGGUACAUGUGAUGAUGAUUCAACUUACCGCUUCAGCAUUCGCAGAAAACCUCCAGCUCCCUAGUCCUUCGACGAACCCUUCUUUGCGGACGUCAAGGGGUAUCUCUCCACCAGUCAACGGAUCCACAGCGUGGACCAACAAUUCCCUCGAAGCACAAAGAUCACCCUUCAUCCAGUCAUCUUUAUCCGCCUUCCCGUGUCCUCUGCUUGCAGAUGAAGUAGACGAAAAGCUCCGUCGACCGCGGCCCUCUUCCUCUGAACUUAGAGAAAGCGUUGGGAUACUCGUCGAAGAAGAGGAUGAGAGAAUACUAGAUGAGUGUCGACGAGUGGUAUAUAAUCCUCCCAUAGGCGGCGAGUUACCACCAAUGGUGAUAGCACAUGUGCCGUCAUCCCCUCCUAGAGGAAAACUCCGCAUGGCUGGGACAUUAUCCCUACUCUCACUUCUCUCUCGGCGAGAAACAGAGGCACUGCGUGACCGGCUUUCAGCAGCCAACUUGUCCGACCGGCCGAUAACUCGUUCAAAGUCACCAACAUAGGGAAUGUCGGGGUCAAGGGUCGAAGGGGUGGAGACGGCUUUAAAGAUCGAAGAGAAGGAAGAUGUGUGAGCUAUACCUCGAACAGUGGCAGUGAUGAUGUAAGUUAGUCGCCCGAAAGGGUGAUAAUCACUAGUUGCUAGUGUUGCUGGUAGCAGGAUUGAGAAGCUGAACCUGUCCAGGUUAUGAAUCUCAGUCACUCUUUGUAUUGAUAGCGCAAGAAGAACUCUUAACUCACGACUGACGCCCUUUUUCUAACCAGAUACCGUCUUCGUUUUCCUCUCCCAACACUUCGACACCUCGCUCAAAAAUACCGUCUUCCUCCCAACCUCUUCCUUUACCCAUAUGUAACCUGCAUACACUUUGUACACCUACAGAGAUGGAACGGACUUUUUUCCGUUCUUUCAUCAUUACCUCGAGGGCCCCCGAGAGAACUGUAUCGUCACUUGGCGGCUCAUGUUCAGAGGACCCAGCUUCUAACGGGUGCAAGUCCAAAGGUCGAGGCGGUUUUACUAGACAUGUAGCCCUAUACAAGGUGACUCAGUCACAAUACUUGUUGUUCAUCAUUAAAAAAGCAACCGACCAGGCAGGGACAUGGAUCUUUAAUGUUCCAACGUUACUCCUCGGUUGUGGACUUGAGCUCCUUAAGUAGAUAGGUGGAGGAAUCCUUGGCCGCUCGUCCAGUACCAUAGGGUUCAGAGACGGUGAACGAUCUAGGGAGGAACGAGCAUAGGAAGGUGGUGGUCGGGGGGAAACACCACGCUCGCGAGAAGAUGAGGAGGAUGAGUUGCUUCUCAUGGCCAAAUCAGAUGUCCUUGGGAACAAGGCGGGCCAGCAGUGACGACGACUCCGUUGUCUCCGACGGAGCGCACUGCUAUAUGACUGUAACGGAAGAGUCUACGUGUUUACGGUCUUUGAAUAUGAUUCGAGUUAAAGUCGUACAAAUACAGUGGUAUAACAGGUUCAUGC
Messenger RNA from Cryptococcus deneoformans JEC21, 2636 nucleotides. RefSeq names its product expressed protein. The coding region runs from base 1134 to 1670 and encodes 178 amino acids. The transcript has a single exon. Lineage: Eukaryota; Fungi; Basidiomycota; Tremellomycetes; Tremellales; Cryptococcaceae. The record is from RefSeq and is a predicted model, not a curated record.